Messenger RNA from Entamoeba dispar SAW760, 591 nucleotides. RefSeq lists its product as uncharacterized. The record is from RefSeq and is a predicted model, not a curated record. Lineage: Eukaryota; Evosea; Mastigamoebida; Endamoebidae. The transcript has a single exon. The coding region runs from base 1 to 591 and encodes 196 amino acids.
AUGUUCUUCACCUUACUAAUCGCUACUUGUUUUGCAGAAACAAUUAUGAUUGUAGAAAAGAUGGGUCUCAACCAACUUCCUGUUGAAUACAAAGUUGUUGAUACUUCCAUUUGUUAUGUUGAUGACCCUAAAGAUAAUGAAUAUAUAAAAUACAGCAUGAUUAGCGUAUCAGGAAAUUACCUUAAAAGCGAAUAUAGUGAUAGUUCUUGUACUAUUAAAAAAAAAGAUGAUUUAGUCUUUGAUACUGUUAUUCCCUUUAAUGGUACUCUACCACCUUAUAUUGCAUUUACUACUAAAGAUUACAAAUCAUGUCCAAAUACAUUUAAUGAAAAUGCUCCAAUUAUUAAGAAAUACAUUACCUCUAAUUGCUAUUUAGAUGAUGAUGAUUUUGAUAAUUCAAAAAGACAUGGAAUUAAAGAUGGACAAAUUGUCACUGUUAAGUUUAAAGAUUCUCAAUGCACUAAGUCCCCUUAUAUUGAUGAUUGGGAUGAAAAAUGUGGAAAAUGUGAUGACGGAGAGUAUACGUGGUGUAAAAAUGGAGCAUUCUCAAUUGCUUCAAUUAUUGCACUAAUGUUGUUCUUCCUUUUCUAA